GGGCGCCGGCACCGCCGCCCGGUGACCGCCGGUGGUGACACCACCACGGCGACCACCACCCGGUGACAACCACCACGGCGACCACCGCCGCUAACAACCACCACGGUGCGCGCCGCCGGUGACAGCCACCACGGUGACAGCCACCACGGUGACCACGGCCGCCGCCUCCCGGUGCCCCAGGAGCGCUCCAGAGGGCGCCGUGCGAGCGGUCCAGGCGACCACCGUGCGAGACCCCCGAGCCCCCCGUCCCAGGGCGCCGCCGCUCCGCUGUCCCCUGUCCUCUGCCCAACCCCGCCCCGCACCUCCCGCUCCCGCCGCGUCCCCCCGCCAACUCCCCGGCGUCCCCGCGCUCCCUGGGGCCGCCGCCGCCCCCGGGCUCCCCCCGCUCCCGCUGCCGCCCCCCGCCUCCGGCCCGCCCCGCGCCCGGCGCCGCCCCCGCUCACUCUCCCGGCGGCUCCGGAGCGGAGCGGAGCGGAGCGUCCUCCCUCCCGGUGCCGGCGCGAUGGGCGCGGGGCGGCUCUGAGGGCGCCAUGGACCCGCGGCGCCUCAACGAGUCGCUGCAGGAGCUGCUCUGCCGGCCCGGGAACGGCUCCGGCUCCGCCACCGGCCCCGGGAACGGCUCCGCCGGGAACGGCUCCGCCUGCGACCUGCUCCGCAGGGGCCUCCGCGGGCCCCCGGCCCCCAAAGACCUGGACCUGACAGUGCGCGUCCUGCUGUACACGCUGAUCUUCGUGCUGAGCGUCUGCGGGAACGCGCUGGUGGUGGCCGUGCUGCUCCUGAACCGCCGCCUGCGCACCGUCACCAACUCCUUCCUGCUGUCCCUGGCCGUCAGCGACCUGAUGCUGGCCCUGUGCUGCAUGCCCUUCACGCUCGUCCCCAACCUCAUGGGCACCUUCAUCUUCGGAGAGGCCAUCUGCAAGCUCAUGGCCUACCUCAUGGGCGUCUCCGUCUCGGUGUCCACGUUCAGCCUGGUGGCCAUCGCCAUCGAGCGGUACAGCGCCAUCUGCAACCCGCUGCAGUCCCGCGUGUGGCAGACGCGCUCGCACGCCUGCCGGGUCAUCGCCGGCACCUGGCUCUUCUCGGCGCUGCUCAUGCUGCCCUACGCCGUGUACAGCACCACGCGCGCCGUGCCCGCCCGCGGCGCCCGCCCGCCCGUCAGCCAGUGCACCCACGACUGGCCCAGCGAGCACGUCCGGCAGGCCUGGUACGUCCUGCUGCUCCUCGUCCUCUUCUUCAUCCCGGGCGUGGUGAUGAUCGUGGCUUACGGGCUCAUCUCCCGCGAGCUCUACCGAGGGAUCCGCUUCGAGCUGGACAUCAAGGGGGACGGCGCAGCGCAGCGCGGCCGGGACCCGGCGCCCGCGUGUGACGAGGGGGACGGGUGCUACCUGCAGCUGUCGCGGCCGGGCGGCGCGCUGGAGCUGCGGGCGCUGGGCUCGGCGGGCGCGCAGCAGGAGCGCGCGCGCAUCAACAGCUCGGAGGCGAAGCUGGUGGCCAAGCGGCGCGUGAUCCGCAUGCUGGUGGUCAUCGUGGCCAUGUUCUUCCUGUGCUGGCUGCCCAUCUUCACCGCCAACACGUGGCGCGCCUUCGCCCCGCGCGCGGCGCAGCGGGCGCUCUCGGGGACGCCCAUCUCCUUCAUCCACCUCCUGUCCUACACGUCGGCCUGCGCCAACCCGCUCAUCUACUGCUUCAUGAACCGCCGCUUCCGCAAGGCCUUCCUGGCCACCUGCGCCGGCUGCCGCCGCGCCUGCCCGCGCCGCGCGCCCGACGACGAGGCGGCCGCCGCCACCGCCUCGCUCUCCAAGUUCAGCUACACCACCGUCAGCAGCCUCGGGCCCCCCUGAGCCCCGGCACGGCCCCCGCGCGCCUGUGGCCCCGAGCACCCCCUGCCCUGGCACCCCCGUGUCCCCCUGCCCUUGUACCACCUGUGCUCCCUUGUCCUGGCACCCCUGUGUCCCCCUGCCCUGACACCCCCGUGUCC
Molecule: messenger RNA, 1978 nt
Organism: Columba livia (rock pigeon)
Lineage: Eukaryota; Metazoa; Chordata; Aves; Columbiformes; Columbidae
Gene: CCKBR
Product: cholecystokinin B receptor
Biological process (GO): neuropeptide signaling pathway
Cellular component (GO): plasma membrane
Molecular function (GO): neuropeptide receptor activity; gastrin receptor activity
Source: RefSeq, a predicted model, not a curated record